AUGUUGAAGCUCAAAUGCAUCUGGAUCAUCGCAGUACUCUUCACCUCUGCUUAUGUCCUCUCUAUAUUUUCUGACUUGUUGUCCGUGCCUUGUGUUUCAGCCAUAAGAGCUGCUGUCCUGAUUCAGCGAUGGUACCGUCAGUAUGUAGCCCGCACAGAGAUGAGACGGAGAUACACCUGGCACAUCUUCCAGUCCAUCGAAUACUCUGGAGAACAGGCUCAGAUAAAGCUUUAUAAUUUCCUCGGCUACCUCAUGGACAAUUUCACACCAUCGAGCAAUGAGCGGAAUUUGAUCUCGCACAUCUUCAGAGAGAACGAGGUGUGUCGGGACACAGAGUGGGAGAGAUACUUCAGCUACGAGAACAUCGAGGUGCCAGAGAUUUACUCUGGGCCUCACCUCACCUUCCCUCUGACGGUGGAGCAGGCAGUCGGGCUGGUGGAGGCCUUCAGGAACAAGAAACAGCUGCACUCACGCUACCUCCUCCAGCUCCUGCUUGAGACGUGGAAACGGCUCCGGAUGCUGCCAAAUAUCAACCGGAUCUCCACCUGCCACAGCAAAGAAAUCACUAUUUGUGGUGAUUUGCACGGGCAAUUGGAAGACCUGCUGCUGAUUUUCUACAAGAAUGGCAUGCCGUCCUUAGAGAAACCCUAUCUGUUUAACGGAGAUUUUGUAGACAGAGGCAAAGACUCCAUUGAGAUCCUCAUCAUCCUGUUUUCGUUCAUGCUCGUCUACCCGAGCGACGUCUACCUCAACAGAGGAAACCAUGAGGACUAUAUAGUCAACCUGAGGUACGGCUUCACAAAGGAGGUGUUGACAAAAUACAAGAUGCACGGCAAACGGAUCCUGAAACUGCUGCAGAAGAUUUUCAGCUGGUUGCCGUUAGCAACGGUGAUCGACCAGAAGGUGUUUGUGCUCCACGGAGGGAUCUCCGACACCACAGACCUCAGCGUACUCACCAGAGUGGACAGACACAAAUAUGUCUCAGCGCUGAGGCCUCCGAAGAAGAGAUACCAGAGCUCGGCGGGGAUGUCCACCGACUCGGACAUGGAUGAGGACGCCUGGUCCACCGUCAGGCUCUGCCAGCGUCGGCCCUCCCUCACGUUUCCCAAACCCAUAGGAACGCGCCAAAACUUCCAGAACCGCUCGCUGCAGGACUUCUCCAGCCGGAUCAAAGUGGUGGACGACCUGGAUAUCCGCAGUAGAAAACUGUCCGUUUUCAACUUGGGGACUGACAAACCAGAGAAAGAGAUGGCCGCGUCCUCUGACCCCGUCGACUGUGACAAUGCCAACGAGGAGUGGAAACAGAUCCUGGACCUGCUGUGGAGCGACCCGGUGACCCAGGACGGCUGCAUCCCCAACGAGGUGAGGGGCGGAGGCUGCUACUGGGGCCCCGACGUCACCGAGGACUUCCUAAAUAGACACAACCUGCAGCUCAUCAUCCGCUCCCACGAGUGUAAACAGGAAGGUUAUGAGUUCUGCCACAAUCGUAAGGUCCUCACUCUGUUCUCUGCGUCCAAUUACUACGACGUGGGAAGCAACAGGGGGGCCUACGUGAAGUUGGGUCCAGACCUUGUGCCUUAUUUGAUUCAGUACCAGGCCAGCAGCAUGACCAGAGAGCUCACCGUGAGACAAAGUGUGGGGAGAACCGAGCGCUCAGCCCUCAAAGUCCUGCGGGAGCAGCUAUUCGCGCACAAAUCUGACCUCAUCUGUGCCUUCAAAACAUUCGACAGCGAGAACACAGGAUUUGUGUCUGUGAAUGACUGGGCCACUGCGGUGGAGAGUGUGAUGUACCUUGGGCUGCCCUGGAGGAUGCUGUGUAGUCAGCUGGUCAUCUCCAAGACCAGUGAAGGCAUGAUCGACUACCACGAAUGGUUCAACGAGCUCGCCAUCAAAGGGCACAACACGGAUCACAUUGACCAGAGUCUUCUCGAGACUUUGUAUCGCCAUCGCUCCACCUUGGAGACCAUCUUCAGGAUCGUAGACACAGACAAUUCAGGCUUUAUCACCAUCGAGGACUUCCGGCAGACCUGGAAGCUGCUGAGCGUGUACCUAAAGAUGGAGAUCACAGACGAGGCCAUCUCCGACCUGGCCGUCACCAUCGACAGUAACCAGGAUGGCAGCAUCGACAUCGACGAGUUCAUGGAGGCCUUCCGGCUCACGGACAAGAAGAGCCGGCUGGAGCGAGGACGUAGCAUGUUCAUGGGCACAGCCACCGACCUCACCAAGCUGGAGGGAGACCCCAACAUUUGAGUACAGAGAGAGAGACUGAAAACAGAGAGCGACCUCAGCUCAGACUCCUCGCCAGGCAGACAUGCAGCAGGCGGGGAGCACAGGGAGGUGCAGCCAAUGCAAGCUGCUUUAAUGACGCACAUUAAGACGUAGCCUAUGAUGCUGCUGAGCAACAGCCGUGUGGCUCGCAGGGAAUUAGGAAGAGCUAUGAGUUCAAGGUAUUUGACAGCGAAUGUUAAUUACACAUUUUGAAGCGGUUUUAUCCACUGAGGGUGAAACUCAACAGCUUGAAGAAUAAUCUCUUUUAUCAAGUUAGAAUAGUUAAAAACUGUUGCAAAGGCAAAAUCCACAGAUAGAAACAAAAAGUCAUCAUAGCCUACUUUGGCUUCACGAUUAUUAAAAUAAUAAUAAUAGAUACUGUGAUCACAGUUAUUAUGAGGAAUUUAAUAGAAUGAGGAUAUCUAUCAUUAUUUUUAACAAGGGAAAAUGGUUUGAGUUAUGUGAAACACUUUAAAGAUUAAAAGUAACACAGCACACUUUAUUUUAAAUGGGCGAUGUUUCAAUACCAGUCAGAUUUUCAUUAUGUCAAAUGUAAAAUAAUAAAAUAAAAAUGGUUACCACACACAUAGGCUGACAGGCUCUAUGAUGGCAGGUGUGGUUAACCCUCCGACCUGUCAUCACAUAAACAUCACACAGCAAUUAAUUAAGGAAGUAGGCUAUAGAAUUAAAGUACAUCAGUCCUAUUGGGUGGAAAUACGAAGACAGUGAUACAUCAAAUGUAUCAAUAAAUAUCUCAAAAAUAUCCCCCAAACAGUUUUAAAUGACAUGAAAAGGAACAUUCAAAUAUGAGUAAUGAUUAUUUACAUAAUUGAUUAAUCCACCAGGUAUUUUUAUCAAUUACUCAGUUUAUCGUUGGGUCUAUAUAAUCAUUGGAAAACGGUCAAAACUAUUUCAUAGAUCCCAAGGUGUUGUCAUGAAAUGUUUAAAACCUAAAAAUAGUCACUUUACUAAAAUGUUAAGACAAAGAAAAAGAGCAAAUGUUCACAUUUGAAAACCUUAAACAAGAGAAUGGUUAGCUUUUUUUAUUUUAGCAAUGACUUAAACGAUUAAUCAGUUACCAAAAUUGUUAUCUAUUUUUUCAACGAUUAGUUGAAUAAUCAAAUAAUCGUAAUUAUUAUUAUCAUUAGUUGAUUAAUCAACCAAUCGUUGCAGCUCUGGCCCAUAAAAUGUCCCAGAGGCCUCUUCAAAUUACUUGUUUUGCUCAAGCAACAGUGUAAAACCCAACAAUAUUCAGUUUACAACGGAAAAGGAAGCAUCCUCACAUUCAGAUAACAGGAGACAGUGAACCGUUUUCUUCUUGAAAAAGAUCGACUAAUCAUUAUUAUUUUUUAAUCAUUCCAGCCUAUAUAACAAGAUAUCAACAAGAAGCUAUGUGAAAACAAUAUUUUAAUAUCUUAAUAAGACAAAAUUGAAAAUUACAUCAUCAGAGUUUAAAAAUGUGAAAACUUCUUGGGUUUCUCUUUCAGCCGUUUCUCGGUUCAUCGGUGCUGAUUUCCAACAGCCUUUCAUCCAUACCUGAUGUAACUAAAACUCCUCCUAAAUACUUAAGAUACCAGAAACGAAACAAAAAUUACAUUAAAUGAUAAAUAAUAAUUGUGCGGCUCUACAUCGGUUGCACUAAUUAAUUGCAACUAAAUGUUGCUGGUGCCUUAGCAGUAGAAGUGUUUUAACUUCGAGAGAUGAAGUUAAGUUUAGUUUGCACUGAUGAUGUUUUGUGUCAACUGCCAACAAUGUACUGGUCCUGGGGUCUUUAUCUCCGGUGGGAUACGAACCCUCACCUUGUCCAGAACGGAGAACUUGUGCUUUUACUAUUUUGACUUUUAGGAUGUGUGUUCAGUUUGUUGCUUUGACGGUCAGGACAUUUGCUGUAUUUUAAAGGGAUAGUUUGAUGUUUUGGGGAAAUACACUUAUUCGCUUUCUUGCUGAGAGAUAGAUGAGAAGAUUGAUGCCACUCUCGUCCUUGACGAUCCAAUAUGAAG
Messenger RNA from Micropterus dolomieu (smallmouth bass), 4268 nucleotides. It is a transcript of the gene ppef2a, whose product is annotated as protein phosphatase with EF-hand domain 2a. Gene Ontology annotation, cellular component: cytosol; nucleus. Gene Ontology annotation, biological process: negative regulation of MAPK cascade; detection of stimulus involved in sensory perception. The record is from RefSeq and is a predicted model, not a curated record. The coding region runs from base 1 to 2250 and encodes 749 amino acids. NCBI's taxonomy places the organism in Eukaryota, Metazoa, Chordata, Actinopteri, Centrarchiformes, Centrarchidae. Gene Ontology annotation, molecular function: iron ion binding; Hsp90 protein binding; protein serine/threonine phosphatase activity. The transcript is spliced from 16 exons.